Diaporthe amygdali is the source of this 879-nucleotide messenger RNA. Its product is annotated as enoyl-CoA hydratase. Gene Ontology annotation, molecular function: enoyl-CoA hydratase activity. The record is from RefSeq and is a predicted model, not a curated record. The transcript has 2 exons. Gene Ontology annotation, biological process: fatty acid beta-oxidation. Lineage: Eukaryota; Fungi; Ascomycota; Sordariomycetes; Diaporthales; Diaporthaceae. Gene Ontology annotation, cellular component: mitochondrion. The coding region runs from base 1 to 879 and encodes 292 amino acids.
AUGCAGUCCCUGCGCAGUCUGAGGCCAAUUGCCUCUAGGCUGCAGACGUCGACAUUGCCUCGCGUCUCCCGUGCCUCAUUUUCCGCAUCAUCAAGGAUGGGCUUCGAGUAUAUCCAGGUCUCCGAGCCAAAGCCGGGCGUCGGGCAAGUCACACUUAACCGCCCCAAGGCUCUCAACGCCCUUUGCACUCCGCUAAUCAACGAACUCAACGAGGCCCUGUUGAAGUUCAAUGGCUCAGACAGCGUCUCAUCCAUCAUCCUGACCGGCUCCGAGAAGGCCUUCGCGGCUGGCGCAGACAUCAAGGAGAUGGCGCCCCUGACAUUCUCACAGGCGUACCUCAACUCGUUCAUCGAGUCCUGGUCCAACCUGACCACCCAGAUCAAGAAGCCCAUUAUUGCGGCAGUGUCUGGGCACGCGCUGGGCGGCGGAUGCGAGCUUGCUAUGAUGUGCGAUAUCAUAUACUGCACUGAUAAGUCCAACUUCGGCCAGCCAGAGAUCAAGCUUGGCACAGUCCCAGGGGCCGGAGGAAGCCAGCGUCUGACGAGGGCCAUUGGCAAGUCCAGGGCCAUGGAGCUCAUCCUAACCGGAAAGUCCUUCUCCGGGCGGGAGGCUUAUGAGUGGGGAGUCGCAGCCAGGACGUUCCCGACCUACGAGGAACUCAUGGAGGCUACCCUUAAGACGGCUGAGACGAUUGCUGGCUACUCAAAGGUCGCUGUGCAGGCUGGCAAAGAGGUCGUCAACAAGAGCCAAGACCUGCCCUUACGAGACGGUGUUGAGUAUGAGAGGCGCGUCUUCCACAGCCUGUUCGGCAGCCAGGACCAAAAGAUCGGCAUGAAGGCAUUUGCGGAGAAGACGAAAGCAGAAUGGAAGCACGACUAG